This is a messenger RNA of Octodon degus (degu), 1305 nucleotides long. It is a transcript of the gene Mboat4, whose product is annotated as membrane bound O-acyltransferase domain containing 4. Gene Ontology annotation, molecular function: serine O-acyltransferase activity. Gene Ontology annotation, biological process: lipid modification; peptidyl-serine octanoylation. Gene Ontology annotation, cellular component: endoplasmic reticulum membrane. Lineage: Eukaryota; Metazoa; Chordata; Mammalia; Rodentia; Octodontidae. The coding region runs from base 1 to 1305 and encodes 434 amino acids. The transcript is spliced from 3 exons. The record is from RefSeq and is a predicted model, not a curated record.
AUGGAUUGGAUCGAGCUGUUUUUCCUCCAUCCUGUAUCAUUUUAUCAAGGGGCAGCUUUUCCUUUUGCACUUCUGUUUAAUUAUCUCUGCAUCUGGGAUUCAUUUUCUACUUGGGCCAGGUACCUUUUUCUCCUGGCUGGAGGUGGCGUGCUGGCCUUGGCAGCCAUGGGUGUCUACGCUGUGCUUGUCUUCAUCCCUGCAGCCUGUGCUGUGGUUCUGGUCUCCUCCCUUGGCCCACAGGAUGUCCACAGGUGGACUUUCUUCUUUCAGAUGAGCUGGCAGACCCUUUGUCACCUGGGUCUGCACUACACCGAGUACUAUUUGCAAGAGCCUCCUUCCCCGAGGUUCUGCGUCACUCUUUCUUCCCUCAUGCUUUUGACUCAGAGGGUCACAUCCCUCUCUCUGGACAUUUGUGAGGGAAAAGUGGAACCAGCCACAGGAGGCAUCGGGAGCAGGCGCUGUGUGUCCGAGCAUCUGCGUAAGGCUCUGCCCUAUUGCAGCUACUUGCUCUUUUUCCCUGCUCUGCUGGGAGGCCCUCUGUGUUCCUUCCAGAGAUUUCAGGCUCACGUUCAGGCAUCCAGUUCUUUGUGUGGCUGCUCAUUCUGGGCUCUGACCUGGAGAGGCCUGCAGAUUCUUGGACUGGAGUGUUUAAAGGUGGUCCUCCGAGGUGUGGUGGGUGCAGGAGCAGGACUGACUGACUGCCAGCAGCUCGAGUGCAUUUAUGUCCUGUGUGCCACGGCUGGGCUCUUCAAACUCACCUACUACUCCCAGUGGAUGCUGGAUGACUGGCUCCUCCAUGCAGCCGGCUUUGGGUCUGCGUGUGACCGCAGCACUGGUGAAGAGGGAUACGUACCUGACGCAGACAUCUGGACCCUGGAAACUGCCCACAGGCUGGCUUUGUUCACAAGAAAGUGGAACCAGAGCACAGCCCGGUGGCUGCGCCGGCUGGUGUUCCAGCAGUGCAGGCGCUGGCCGCUGCUGCAGACCUUUGCCUUCUCGGCCUGGUGGCAUGGGCUCCACCCAGGACAAGUGUUUGGCUUCCUGUGCUGGGCCGUGAUGGUAGAAGCUGAUUAUCUGAUCCACGCCUUUGCCGACUCAUCUCUCAGAUCCUGGCCUCUGAAGCUGCUCUACAGAACCUUUAGCUGGGCCCACACACAGCUUAUUGCUGCUUACAUAAUGCUGGCUGUGGAAGGCAGGAGCCUCUCUGCCCUCUGGUCCCUGUGUAAUUCCUACAACAGUGUCUUUCCCAUAGUAUACUGUGUUCUGCUUUUUUUAUUAGUGAAGAGAAAGCACAAAGUUAACUGA